UUUACGGGGGAGGGGGGAAAUGGAGGAGAGAGAAUCUCUGACGAGACAGAUAGAACUACUCCAAAAUCUCAUCAACACACACAAAAGUAUCCAUGGAGAUGCUCCGUCGGGUCCCGGGGGGUGGCGUGCUCCGACAGCCGCGCCGGUUAGAGGUAGAGGGCUGCCGUUCUCCAGCACGUUCCCCCCCUGCUCAGGGCUCCAUGGCCCCCGGCCCUCAGCCCAGUGGAGGAAGUACUACUCUCUGAGCAACAGGAGCACUGUGUCUUCUGCCACCCCCGACCUCUGCCGAGAGCGCCCCCUGCAGGCCCGGCCCUCCCUGAAGCAGGUGUCUCUGCCUGCCUGUCGGACGGACCUCCCGGGGAACUCCUCUCUGCUGGUUCCCAGAAACAGGGGGACGAUCAGUUGCCUCCCAAAGGGUGAGUCCCCAGGAACAGCUGCUGCCAGUAUCUUGGGACAGACGGGGUCAGAGGUCAUGGGCCGUGUCAGCAGGGCCACCGCUUCCAUGAGGGGGGCUGGCGUCAGCACUCAAGGGGGCGCUCGGACUGCAGGGGACAGCACUAUGGUUAUCCAGCAGCUGAAGAUGAGCACAGGAAGCAGGGCCAAUCCAGCCUCCCGAAAGGCCACAGCUGGGGCAUUUCCCACAAUCCCACUCAGCUGUCCCCCUCCUCAGAAACCAGAUUCCUCAGUGAAGCUGGUAGAAAAAGGGAUGCACCCUAGUCGGACUGGCUCCACCCCGCUCCCCUCACUUCCCCCCUCUCUAUCCGCGCAAACUCAAGACAUCUCCAUUCCUGAGGGGGCUCCCAGAAAAAAUGCCAAUGCCUCCAGCAGGGUAUGUCUCCUUGCUGCUGCCCAGAAGAGGUCCCAGUUCACCUGGGUGAAGAGCAGUGCGCCGCAACCGGUCUUGUCGUCUCCGAGGGAUGCUGGCUGUGGAGCUGUAGCCCUCGAGCGGAAGGUAGCCCACAGGCCUGGCCUCUCUCUGACCACCAAGUACACGUGGGUGUCAUGUGCUGUCAGCCGCCACGGCAGGUUGUCCAGGAGGCCAUCCUCCCCCAAAGUGCCGGACCCCUCCCAGAAGAAGACCAAGCCCCGCAGGGCUGUCGGCGCUUCCCCCUCACCUCAGAGCAGUCGCUACCGCUGGAAAGCAUCAGGUGUGACGGCAAAGGGCACGGCCCUCAGCGGCUCCGUGUACCGCUGGACCUCGGAGAGGGAGAAGGGUCCGAGGGGGGCGGUGAGCCCCAGGCUCACCCCCCAAGCCACUGGGUUUAAGCUGAAGAGCAGGAUGAAGAUCAUCAGAGGAAGGCCCUCCAGCAGCAGUCUAGGCUCUGGCUCAGAGCGGCGGCCUGGGUUCAGCUCACCGACCGUGAGCAGCCGCUACUCCUUGCGUCAGCGCCCCCCGGCCCGCGGCCUCAUCUCCAUCGGGCGGCACAAGCUGCGGCGCUUAUCCUCAGCCAACUCACCGGGAUCUUCCAGGGCAGGCCCCUCCUCCCCCGUCCUGCGUGGGUCCACGGCCCAGAGGGUCAUCAGGACACGUUACAAGAUCGUGACCCGCAGGGGUUUUCCUGGACCGUCGUCCGCCUCCUUCAGCAGCCCAUCGCUUUCUUGGAGAGCUAGGAAAGUCCAGUGUGCCAGGAAUCUCCUGCAGAGCCGUCUCCGGAGCCCCCCAGGAGCACCCCCUGAUGAAGGGGUGCUGGCACAUCCCUGGAGGGGGCGCAAUGUGCGCUGGAUUGGUGGUGCCCUCUACAGAGUCUCUGCCAAUAAGCUGUACCGCACGGCCUCCCCGAGUGCCUCCGCCGCAGCUGCAGUGCGGCUUCGAGCAGGAAAGUGUUCCACCCCUCAGGACCCGGCAGCUCACAGGGCCUCCAGCACCAGACACCUGGCCAGCCGAGCGGUCCAGCGCAGCCGCUCCAUCAUCAGACAUGCCCUCCAGCGCCGGCAGCAGAGCAAGCAGUACUGCAUGUACUACAACCGCUUUGGGCGCUGCAACCGUGGCCAGAACUGCCCGUACAUCCACGACCCAGACAAGGUGGCUGUCUGCACAAGGUUCCUGCGAGGCACCUGCAAGCAAACGGAUGGCACCUGCCCCUUCUCACAUAAGGUGUCCAAGGAAAAGAUGCCCGUAUGCUCGUACUUCCUGAGGGGAGUGUGCAGCAACAGCAGCUGCCCUUACAGCCAUGUGUACGUGUCCCGCAAGGCAGCCAUCUGCGAGGACUUUGUCAGGGGCUACUGUCCUCAGGGAGAGAAGUGUAAGAAAAAACACACCCUGCUGUGCCCGGACUUCUCGAGUGCCGCUGGGUGUCCACGAGGCUCCAGGUGCCAUCUGCAGCACCGGUCGCGGACAAAGCGAGUUGCACCACGCCACUCCUCCAUGCCAGCCAAGCGAGCCCGCAAACACAGCAGCCCCGACAGACAGGAGUCAGUAGAAGGCACCGCGCCCCAGGACAGGACACCUCCGGGCCCCAGCAGGCUGCCCUCCUUCAUUUCCCUGUGCAGCUCUCCAGAGGGAACGGAGGCACUAGAUACCCCCCCAGCUGGUGGGCCACAGGUCACAGCUCCAGAGAAGAAGCUCCACAUCAAGCCUCGCUUCUAAGGCCCAAAAGCGCCAGAAGAAUUCUGGAAAGUUCUCUAUCUGGAAGCCUCGUCACACUGCCGCAGUUUCCCCCCCCCCCCCAGUAAUUUAAACUGAUGGGUUUUUAAUAUUCACACUCAGUACCUUCAAUAAAGUUUUUAUAACUGCU
Scleropages formosus (Asian bonytongue) is the source of this 2735-nucleotide messenger RNA. It is a transcript of the gene zc3h3, whose product is annotated as zinc finger CCCH-type containing 3. Gene Ontology annotation, cellular component: nucleus. NCBI's taxonomy places the organism in Eukaryota, Metazoa, Chordata, Actinopteri, Osteoglossiformes, Osteoglossidae. The transcript has 12 exons. The record is from RefSeq and is a predicted model, not a curated record. Gene Ontology annotation, molecular function: metal ion binding. The coding region runs from base 20 to 2587 and encodes 855 amino acids.